AGAAUGGGAACUAGUAAGACGCCCUUSAUCACACCGCCAUAUUGGAUUUGCAGCUGAUGUGUUGUUGGUUGUUUUCUCGUUAUACCUACGCAAAAAGUACGAUUGAAUCGAUUCAAGGCUUCUUCCGAGAUGUCUGAUCGAAAGGCCGAGCUUGAAAGAAAAAGAAAGAGGCUUGAAGAAAUACGUAGGGCCAGAAACGAGAAGAAAAAGAAUGAGCAAGAAUCAGCAAGGCAGACAGCAACUUCUGCAUCUACUGAGUCAGCAACUGAGAGGAAGCAAAGAGAAACAGAUGAGCUUCUAAAAGGAAUAUUGCCAGAUGAUGUCAUAGAUGGAAGUGCUGUUACUGUUGCUCUUCAAAAACCAGCCACUACAAAGGCAGAAGGCUCUCCUGUGAAAGCACCAAUGACACAAAUUAUACAAAAGAAGGCUCCUGUCUUAGUUGUAUCACAAACAGCGCAGACAAAUAUUCCACCUAAGGAACCAGUAUUAUAUAGUAAAGAGACUCAGACUCCUGUGUUAACCAAUCAGAAAGAUGAUGAUGAUGAAGAUGAAGACAUCAAGAAAUUAAAGAAACCAGAAAUUAUAGCUGCACCUGAACCAGAGGUCAGAGAAGAGCACAAAGAGGAAG
Exaiptasia diaphana is the source of this 628-nucleotide messenger RNA. RefSeq names its product cytoplasmic dynein 1 intermediate chain 2. The record is from RefSeq and is a predicted model, not a curated record. Gene Ontology annotation, molecular function: dynein heavy chain binding; dynein light chain binding. Gene Ontology annotation, cellular component: cytoplasmic dynein complex. Gene Ontology annotation, biological process: transport along microtubule. Lineage: Eukaryota; Metazoa; Cnidaria; Anthozoa; Actiniaria; Aiptasiidae.